UUGCUGAAAAUUCAAAUUACGUCAACCCCGGGGAGACCCGACGGACCUCAGUUAGCAGGGGGUUCAGAUCCCAUCUGCUCUGGAGCCUCUGGGCGAGAGAGGAAGCGGCUCCGGACGGGGAGCACAGUGACAACUGGAGAAGGGAAGGCAGCCUUUCCUCCCUAGGGAGCAGAGGCGGUCCUGCGGACAGAGGGAACCUGCAGAGGGCGGUUUCUGUCCUCUUUUCCUGUCCCACCCAGGCGGCCUGGCCCCCACCCCCACUCUGGCUGGCCUCCGCCGCUAACUCUGCGCGUCUGUCCUCGGCUUCUUCCCUCGCGGGGUCCUCCGCCCGUCCCUCUCGCUCGGCCUCUCCGAGCCGCCGCGAAUCUCUGCGGUUCCCGCCCCCGUCGAGUUCAAAAGGACCCGCGGAGCGGCGUCGGGCCCUGCCCGGCAGCCUGUCCGACUGGUAAGAAGUUUCUUAGGUAAAAGUUGGGGGCCCUGUGAACGGGUCGCAAAGGUGGCACACCCCAGAUACGGGGGACCCCGGAUCUGCUCUUGGAGAGAGAUUGUUACCUGGAGCCUGAGGAGAUACUCAGAGAGACCCAAAGAGAAGGGUUGAAGACAAGCGAGCUAUCUGCCUCUCCUGCAAGGUACUUAACCCUUGGCAGCAAUGACUGACCUCCCGACUACGCCUUCUCCUGGAGAACUGACCACCCCGCUUCUGCAGGCCACUGAGGCCCUGUCCCCAGAAGCUGAAGAAGCCAGCACAGCACUUAUUGCAGUUGUUAUCACCGUGGUCUUCCUCACCCUGCUCUCGGUCGUGAUCUUGAUCUUCUUUUACCUGUACAAGAACAAAGGCAGCUACGUCACCUACGAACCUGCAGAAGGCGAGCCCAGCACCAUCCUCCAGAUGGAGAGUGACUCAGCCAAGGGCAGAGAGAAGGAGGAGUAUUUCAUCUAAUGAUUCUCAGCCCCAAGGAGCUAAUUCCCAGCUCCAGGGCUAACACAUCAACUAUUUAUUAGGGGAAAGUUUUUAUCUGAAGCCAGUGAGUGACACUGAUGUGGGCAAUUCCAAGCUCCUUCCAGGGCAUAGGCCCAAAUGCCAACAGGACUGAACUCCCAGUCCAUGACCAGGGACAUGGAGAAAACUGCUUGUUUUUAACCAGGCCAUGUAAUAGAGUUGGUGUUUGUGACUUGCCAACAAGGUGGGGCUAUGCUAGGGAACAUUUGAGUAUGUGCCUUAACAGGUUGAAGGGAGGAAAAAGAGUGUCACUGGCUAUACUCUUGUCCCCUUACCUGGUCACCUAGCUAUAGCCCUAGUGGAGAUAUCCACAGAAUUUCUUCUGAGAGGCUCAAUAUUAUAGGAGAAGCCUGCUAGGAGGGAUAGGAGACUCAGAGGAUCUUACCUCCUGAUAAAUGUGCUGCAUCCCUUGGUUUGAGCCCCCUUUUCCAUGUUCCCCAACAACCUUAUGCUAUUUUUAGCCAAAUUAAACUUUUUGAUAUAAAAAUCA
Molecule: messenger RNA, 1490 nt
Organism: Marmota monax (woodchuck)
Lineage: Eukaryota; Metazoa; Chordata; Mammalia; Rodentia; Sciuridae
Gene: Smagp
Product: small cell adhesion glycoprotein
Exons: 5
Coding region: 650-940 (96 amino acids)
Source: RefSeq, a predicted model, not a curated record